GCACUGAUGCUGCGUGUGUGUGCUAUUGCCCUCCACACACAUAUCACAUGAGGGGCAAAAGAGUUUUUUUAGAUGUCAUUUAGGCUCAAAAUAAACAGAAAUGCCAUAUAAGGAAUAAAAUUUAGAACUCGUGUUCAAAUAGGGAAGAAUUUUUUUUCUGUGUCAAAUAAGAAAGCAGAUUUUAAGAUAAUGUCAAAUAAGGAAUUUUCUCAUGUUGAUACUCCGUUGCAAUCGCAUGGGCAAUUGGCAGUCAAUGUAUAAAAUGCAAAAGAAGGAAGCACGGAAGACCUGCCGCCGCUGAGCCUCAGGAAACAUUCACCAUCUCAAACUCCCAACUCACCCGUACUACACCAGGCAAUGCCCUGCUCCUCGUCAUCUGUAUUUCUUUCGUUUCUCCAGGGUGAAAUUCACCAUCUUGUGUUUCUUAAUUGGGCGAAUCAGAUCUACGAGUGGAACGCAGGAUGCCACCGUCGAGAUCUAGGAAGCGCCCUUCGGGGCCGCAGCCCACCACCGCGCUCGCAAAGAAGCGGCACUGCCCCGCGGCGGUGGCCUCGGACGAUGUCGCCGGCGCGGCAGCACCCUCGUCGCCGUCCUCCUACUCCCCCUCCUGGGCGUCGCUUCCAGGGGACAUGGUUCGACAGAUAGCGUGGCGCGUGCUGGCCGGCGAUUUUCUGGAUUACGUCCGCUUCCGCGCCGUUUGCACCAGUUGGCGGUCCGGCGCCGUGUGCCCGCGCGGCCGCGGCGUCGCCGAUCCACGCUUCCACCCGCGCCGCUGGAUGAUGCUGCCGGAGGGCAACGGCCUCUACCCCGGCCACCGGAAGCUGGGUGGCCACAUCCGCUUCUUCAACCUCGACACCGGAGCCCUCGUCCGUGUCGAGCUCCCCCUGUUCAAGAACCACUGUGCUCUGGAAUCGGUCGACGGCCUCCUGCUCCUCCAGAGAGACCAAGACACCGCCGUCCGCCUCCUCCACCCUUUCACUCGCGACAUUGUUGAGCUCCCACCGCUUGCCACCCUCCUCACGCAGCUGGGCGACGAUCUCCGCAGCGCACACACCGACCCCGAGCUGCGGAAAUGGUACUAUAUCAGAUACUGCGUGUGUGCCUCCGUUUCCUGCAGCGGUGGAUCCGUCGUCGUCAUGCUCGCGUUCCGUCGUCUGAUGCGUGUAGCCUUUGCGACCUCCGACUCCCAAGACCAGCAAUGGACCAUGCCAAGCUGGGAAGUCCCAUUUAACAUUGCGCCCUUGGCAUUCCAAGGCAAGCUAUACUUUGUGCACCAUCCUGCAACUAAUGGCUCGCUGGUUUUCCAGAUCGACCCGCCCCUGCCGGUUGGUUCGCCGCCACGGCCGCCAAAGCUGAUUGCCACAUGUCCGGCAGAUAAACUCUACAGGGGCUCCCAUCUGGUAGAAUGCAACUCACAGAUCCUGCUUGUUGGCCAUGGCGACAUUUCCUUAAAGCACAUUGUGAUUUACAAACUCGAGGACCUUAUCUUGGAAAGGUUUAUCCCGCUGACAAGCAUUGGAGACCGCGCCCUCUUUCUCCAAGGGAAGUGCCUGAGUGUCUCCUCCACGGCGCUGCCCACUGUCAUGUCUGAAACUGUUGUCUAUACCCAUCCGAUGUACUAUCAUUAUGCACAAUACCACCUCAGGACCGGUGCUUGGUCUCAACCAAUCGACACCUGCGGUCUAGAUGGCUUUAACCCGGGUCCUCGUAGCCUCAUCCACCAUGUCAUUACUUGCUGCAUUCGCAAUGUCUGGAACAAAGGGCUAUUAUAUUCGAAAAGGCUAGAAAAUAGGCUUCCAACGCUUCUUUGGAAGGUGAAGAGAAAGCUUCGUUAUUGGGUAAAUUUUACUCGCAUAUAAUCCUUUCUUUUUGUACUAGCAACUCAAAGUGAUUAAUAUAUUUAUACUUACCACCUUUAGUUUUAUUAUCCUAACAAAUAAGCAACCAACCAUCGAUCUAACUUGGACAGAUGCUCAGUCCUCACAAUAAUAUGUGCUCUUGAUCAACACCCAACUCACAGAAACUCAGCCGUCAGAAAUUUAGAAUCCUCCUAAUCCACAAGCACUUUGAUAAGGUGUUCUUGUGGUACCCGCAAUCCCCUCAUUUCUAUUGAACUAACUUUGAGAUUUGCCCACCUCUUUUUUGUUGUUCUACACGAUCAAUCAGCCAAAUAAUUAGGGGGAAUCGAUUGAUUGUUCUUGGCCACCUCAACCUGGUAUGCUUAUAUAGUGGAUGCUUAGGCCCUUGACCUUUCUAAUACACUUGGAUUCCUGGUAUCCCACAGCAACAUGUGAAAUGUUAUUGUGGUCUUUCGUAAUUUAUCAUUUUGUCUUAUUUUUGGCACACCUAUUGAUCACCGAAUGCUCUCAGGAUUUGUGCCAGGAUAACUUGUCUAAGAACCAUGGGGUGCGCUUGGUUUGAGCCCAAUCAAACCCCACCAAAACAUUGGCUAGCAAAUAUUUUUGCGUAUGUUUUGAUUGACCAUGUUUUGGUCAAUUGCCCAGAAUAAUGGGCUGGAGUUGGUUGGUGGGAGCAUGGACAUGCUAAAAUAUUAGGAACCAUCAAAGCAAGAACAAAAAUAAUUGGCCAUGAACAAAAAUUGGUAUGGUUGGUUUUGAUCAUCACUAUCCAAACACAACACUAACAAGGUAAAGAUUAUGUUGGGCAAAAUAAAUACGAUAAAUGAUUAUCCAGUAAGAAACAUGCUAAAGGAUUGUGCUAGAGGAAGGAAAUAAGGCAAGUCAUUAUGCUAGAAAAAUCAUAGUGAAGGAUUCAGCAGCUGACUGAUAUUUGUUAUUUAGAUGCCCCAUACUUAUUUCUGGUUUUAGAUUUGAUCAUAUUGGUGUAAUUGGUUUCAUCACUUAUGUUACAUCUCCUUUUGUACUUGUGCUCCU
Triticum urartu is the source of this 2894-nucleotide messenger RNA. The record is from RefSeq and is a predicted model, not a curated record. NCBI's taxonomy places the organism in Eukaryota, Viridiplantae, Streptophyta, Magnoliopsida, Poales, Poaceae.